AUGGCACAAAACACAACCAUCCCAAUCAAUGUGGGGGUGGUUCUUGACUUAGAUUCCCGGUUAGGGAAAAUAGGGUUGAGCUGCAUCAACAUGGCCCUCUCUGACUUCUAUGCCUCUCAUUCUAACUACAGUACUAGACUGGUGCUGCACACAAGGGACUCCACGAGAGAUGUUGUUGUUGCAGCUGAUGCAGCGCUAGACUUAAUAAAGAAUGUUGAAGUGCAAGCCAUCAUAGGGCUAAAAUCAUCAAAGCAAGCCAACUUUGCAAUUGAUCUUGGAGAUAAAGCUCAGGUGCCCAUAAUCUCAUUUUCAGCAACAAGCCCUUCUCUUCGGGGUUCAUAUUUUUUCCGAAUUGCACAGAAUGACUCAUCUCAGGUUAGAGCCAUAAGUACCAUCAUCCAAGCCUUUGGUUGGAGUGAGGCAGUGCCCAUCAGCGUGGACAAUGAGUUUGGGGAGGGAGUGAUACCUUACCUGACUACUGCUUUGCAAGAAGUAGGUGCCCGUAUCCCUUAUUGGAGUGUCAUUCCUUCAAAGGCCACUGAUGACCAAAUUGUUGCAGAGCUUUACAGGUUGAUGUCAUUGCAAACCAGGGUCUUCAUAGUGCACAUGUUGCCUUCUCUAGGCUCUCGGUUUUUUGCCAAGGCAAAAGACAUUGGCAUGAUGGAGGAAGGUAAUGUUUGGAUAACGACGAAUGGGAUGGCUAACUCUUUUAGUACCUCCAGCUCUUCUGUCGACAUAGAUAACAUGCAAGGGGUGUUAGGUUUAAAGACUUAUGUUCCAAACACAAAAGAGCUUGAAAAUUUUAGAGCUAGAUGGCAAACAAAAUUCCAACAAGACAAUCCAACUAUCCUUAACGUUAAAUUGGAUGUUUUUGGACUUUGGGCUUAUGAUGCUGCUUGGGCAUUAGCCCUGGCAGUUGAGAAGGUUGGGGGUACAAACUUCAGCUUCCGAAAGAUGAACAGUUCUCAUAAUUCCACUGAUCUGGGAAGCUUAGAGGUCUCUCAAGGCGGUCCUGAACUUGUCCGAGAGCUAUCAAGUACAAGAUUCAGAGGCCUUUCAGGAGAUUUCAGCCUUAUUAAUGGGCAACUACAAUCAUCAACUUUUCAGGUAGUUAAUGUGAACGAUAAUGGGGAAAGAGGAAUUGGAUAUUGGACACCCCAAAAUGGACUUGUGAGGAACAUAAUUUCAACUAGAAACACAAACAGAUACUCUACUUCUAAUGCCAGUCUUGGACCUAUUAUAUGGCCUGGAGACACCACUUUGGCUCCAAGGGGCUGGCAGAUUCGCCCGAAUGGGACCAUAAAAGUUCUGGUCCCAGUGAAGGUAGGGUUUGAAGAAUUUGUAACUGUGAGACAUGAUUUUAGCACUAACACAACCAAGGUCACUGGAUUCUGCAUAGAAGUUUUUGACGCUGUAAUGAAAGCAUUACCAUAUCCUGUUCCUUAUGAGUUUUAUCCCUUUGCAAAACCUAAUGGGAAGAUUGCUGGCCGGUACAAUGAUUUGGUCAAUCACGUGUUUCUUGGGAACUACGAUGCUGCAGUUGGAGACAUAACUAUUAGAGCAAACAGAUCCUUGUAUGUUGACUUCACAUUGCCAUUCACAGAAUCUGGAAUAUCAAUGGUGGUGCCUAUCAAAGGCAAACAUGACGCUAAAAGCACAUGGGUGUUCUUGAAGCCCUUGACAUGGGAUCUUUGGGUUACAAGCGGCUGUUUUUUCAUAUUCAUUGGUUUUGUGGUCUGGUUUCUUGAACAUCCGAUAAAUGAAGACUUUCGUGGGUCUCCACAUCACCAAAUUGGCACAAGCUUUUGGUUCGCCUUCUCAACCAUGGUUUUUGCACACCGGGAACGAGUAGUGAGCAACUUGGCUAGGUUUGUAGUGAUCAUAUGGUGCUUUGUUGUCCUGGUACUGACUCAAAGCUACACUGCCAGUUUAUCAUCAAUCUUAACAAUUCAACAGCUCCAACCAAUAGUUACUGAUGUGAAUCUUCUCUUGAAGAAUGGGGACAAUGUUGGCUACCAAGCAGGUUCUUUUAUUUAUGAGAUUUUGAGCCAGCUAGGAUUUCAGGAUGAUAAACUUAGAACUUAUAGGUCCGCAGAAGAAUUGGAUGAACUUCUUCGAAACGGGAAUGAAAAUGGAGGUAUUUCUGCAGCUUUUGAUGAAACCCCCUACAUGAAACUUUUUCUUGCAACCUAUUGCUCAAAAUAUACCCUUGUUGAGCCAACAUUCAAAGCCGAUGGUUUUGCCUUCGUCUUCCAAAAAGGUUCACUUCUGACACUAGAUGUUUCAACGGCAAUCACUCAAGUGCACGAGGGAGAUAAAAUGAAGGCCAUCGAGGACAAGUGGUUCAAGAAAAAAGCGAGCUGUUCAAACCACAACACCGCUGGCUCUUACGACACUCUUAGCCUUGAUAGCUUUUGGGGCCUCUUCAUUGUUGCUGGUGUUGCUUCAUCACUAUCUCUCCUCAUAUAUGUAGCUAUGUUCCUCUAUGAGCAUGGCCACAUCUUGACAUGCGUUGAUUCAAAAGCCUCAUUUCGGACAAGAAUUUGUGAAGUACUAAGAGCAUAUGACCAAGAAGACAAGAAAAGCAAAAAAGAUAAUGUUCAAGGAAUCCCUGCGGUUGAAUCUUCACCGAACACCAACUGUCUCUGCCUCAGAAGGCCAUCAAGAUCAAGGCACCCAUAUAAGAUUGUACCAGAAAUCGUUCUUGAAGAGGAAGGAACAACUUGUACUCAGCAUAGUGAGUUGAAUCCGAAUGUUCAAGCAACCCAAGAAAUUGAAUGUGCUAUCGAGUUAACGGCUAUAACAUAA
Prunus armeniaca (apricot) is the source of this 2808-nucleotide messenger RNA. NCBI's taxonomy places the organism in Eukaryota, Viridiplantae, Streptophyta, Magnoliopsida, Rosales, Rosaceae. The record is from the annotation of a GenBank genome assembly.